Molecule: messenger RNA, 588 nt
Organism: Cervus elaphus (red deer)
Lineage: Eukaryota; Metazoa; Chordata; Mammalia; Artiodactyla; Cervidae
Gene: RPS27A
Product: ribosomal protein S27a
Exons: 6
Coding region: 79-549 (156 amino acids)
Biological process (GO): modification-dependent protein catabolic process; translation; protein ubiquitination
Cellular component (GO): cytoplasm; nucleus; ribosome
Molecular function (GO): ubiquitin protein ligase binding; protein tag activity; structural constituent of ribosome
Source: RefSeq, a predicted model, not a curated record
AGGAGCGCCCGGAAAGCUCGUGGACCAGCGUGGGGCCUUCCUUUCGGAUCCGCCAUCUGCGGUGGAACCGCCGCCAAGAUGCAGAUUUUCGUGAAGACCCUGACGGGGAAGACCAUCACUCUCGAGGUCGAACCCUCGGAUACAAUAGAAAAUGUAAAGGCCAAGAUCCAAGAUAAGGAAGGAAUUCCUCCUGACCAGCAAAGACUGAUCUUUGCUGGCAAGCAACUGGAAGAUGGACGUACUUUGUCUGACUACAACAUUCAAAAGGAGUCCACUCUUCAUCUAGUGUUGAGACUUCGUGGUGGUGCUAAGAAAAGGAAGAAGAAGUCUUACACCACUCCCAAGAAGAACAAGCAUAAGAGAAAGAAGGUUAAAUUGGCUGUUCUGAAAUACUAUAAGGUGGAUGAGAAUGGCAAAAUCAGUCGCCUUCGCCGGGAGUGUCCCUCAGAUGAAUGUGGUGCUGGAGUUUUUAUGGCCAGUCACUUCGACAGACAUUACUGUGGCAAAUGUUGUCUGACCUAUUGUUUCAACAAACCAGAAGACAAGUAAUUGUAUAUUGGUUAAUAAAGAUAUGAGCUAACAUUUAAA